AUGAAACAAGAAGCUUUAAACAAUUAAACAAAUUAGAUAAUGGGAAAUUCAUAAUCAACUUAAAUCCUUGAUGAAUUAGAAAAAUAUAAUUGUUAUUGGAAAUAAGAAAUAAUUCUGAGUGACUGUGAAGAAUAAUUUGUUUAAAUUGCAUCUGAUGAUGAAAGAGAUUGUGCUGCAAUGAUAAACUUUGGAAAAGCACUUAAUAUUUAACAAACAGAUAUUUCAUAAAUAACAGAGAUCUUAAAUUAUUUAGAUACUCCUUAAUUAAAGAUGACAUCUUUAUAGAGUGCUAUAAAUGUUUUGAAUUAUUUUCUGCCAAGUAGUUUUGUAUCUACUUUAACAGAGAUGAUAAAUAAUUAUCUUUUAAUGGUUUUAUAAGAAGAUCUUAAAUAAUAGUAAUAAUAAACUUAAUAACUGUACCAUAAGAAGAAAUAUAAAGAAGCUGAAAUUUAAUUUUAUUUGGGAUUGCAAAUAUUAUUUGGAGUAUAUAGAUUUCCAUAAUUGGAUGAUUAUUGGAAUGCAGAAUCUUGGCUGAAAGGAGGAGUUGAAGUAACAAUGCCAAUAGGUAGAUUCAAAUUUGUAGAUCUUCAUAUAUUUUCAUAUAUUGAUGAAUUACAAAGAGCUAAAUUAUAAUUGGAAGUUAGAAAGUUUUCAAAGAAAUUAAAAGCUCUAUAUAAUCCUGAUUAAGAAUUAAUUGUUGUAGAAUAAAAUUAGAAAGCAUAUAAAGCAUAUUACAUUUUUGAUUAUGAUAGUUCUUAAAUAAUAGAUUUGUUAGUCGUUUGUAACAAUGUGAAAAUUGAAGAUAGAAUUAAUAGAGUAAUGAGAAUGCUUUACAAAUAUUCAAAUUAAAAUCAUGUUACUUAUAUAAUGUUUGAAAUGAGUUUAGAAAGAGUAAUCUAAUUAGUAGAUUAAUCUAUAUAUCCAGUUAUUCGUUACUAAAACUUAAAUCAUAAUUUAAUUUAAAUGUUGUAAGAUGGUGAUUAUGAAUUAGAUUAAUUAUUCUUAAUUAAAUAAGGAACUUAAGUUGAUGUAUUUCCAUAAAGACGUUUGAUAUCUAAUAGACAUUAUAUGACAUCUUAUGAAAAAAUAAAAGAAUAAUUACAAGAACACAUUGUAAAUCUUUAAUAAUAUAGGAGUAAUUUUUAUUAAUCUUCAUAAUUAAGUAAUACUGAAGGUUUUCAUUAAUUAAGAGUUGAAUUUGAAGAAUAUUUCGAAAUUAUGAUUCAUAAUACUUUCUUAUUAAUUCAAUAGACAUCUCCAUCUUAAUAUAGACAUGAUUUAGCUAAAGUCUUAUUAAAUGAGAAAGGUUAAUAAAUUGAAAGAGAUCGUAAUGAAGCUAAAAGAAAAUUAAAUGUCACAUAUAAAGAAUCAUCUUCAAAUACAGAUCAUUUAUCUUUUGGAUUAUAAAAAUAAUAUGGUGAUUAAUUUCAUACACCAAUCCCAUAAAAAUAAGAAGAUACCUUUAAAUAUUGUUUAGUAUGCAUGAAAUUUGAUGGCUUAACUAAACCAUAUUAUAGAUGUUAAUUAUGUGAAAAACUAUUAAAUGUUAGUAAGAUAUUUUUAUGUCCUUUCCCUUGUUUUGAAUUAUUUCAUAGAAAUCCAAGUGAUUUUGUUGAUUGUGAUAUGAAAAUACUUGAACCACUUGGAGAUGGAUUCUAUUUUAAAAACGAAUCUACUAUGUAACUUGUUAAUAAUGGUUAAGAAGAAGAUGCCAGUGGUAAAAAAAGAAAAUAUAAUAAACCUCCACCUAGAACUUAUUGGUCCUUUAAUAAAGAAAUUUAUAAAUAAGCUAAUAUCAAUGAUGAUCAAAACUUAAAUGACAUUCUUAAUACUUUUAAAAAACCUUAAGCUCCUGCUCCUUCUCCUAAUUUAUUAUAACCUAUUGUUCCUUAAGAAUAAUAACAUCAAUUAUAAUAAACUUUACCCUUAGGACAUAAAAAAGAUAUGAAAGAUAUUGAUCAUUUCUUAAAUCAAGAAAAAGAAUAAAAAGAUAAAUUAAUCAAAGAAAUGUAAGAAAGAGAUAAACUAUUAUAAGAACAAUACUUUUAAUAAUAAUAUGAAAAAUAAAUAUAAAAAGAAUAGGAAAGUAAAAAAAGCAAAAAGGCUUAAAAAGAAAAUGAAAAGAAAAAAUAAUUAGAAGAACAACUUAAAAAUGUAAGUCCUCUUGAAAAAUUCAUGGAAUAAAUAAAUAAAAGAGCAAAAGUUGAAGAUGUUGAAUGA
Molecule: messenger RNA, 2220 nt
Organism: Paramecium sonneborni
Lineage: Eukaryota; Ciliophora; Oligohymenophorea; Peniculida; Parameciidae
Source: the annotation of a GenBank genome assembly